This is a messenger RNA of Crotalus tigris (Tiger rattlesnake), 3972 nucleotides long. It is a transcript of the gene ZMYND10, whose product is annotated as zinc finger MYND-type containing 10. NCBI's taxonomy places the organism in Eukaryota, Metazoa, Chordata, Lepidosauria, Squamata, Viperidae. The record is from RefSeq and is a predicted model, not a curated record. The coding region runs from base 56 to 1435 and encodes 459 amino acids. The transcript has 12 exons. Gene Ontology annotation, biological process: inner dynein arm assembly; outer dynein arm assembly; motile cilium assembly. Gene Ontology annotation, cellular component: centriolar satellite; cytoplasm.
ACGCGUUCGUCACCACGGCAACGGCGUCCGGCCUUGAUCUUGUCGGGCCUGCGCCAUGGAGGAUCUGUUGCCAGAGAUUUUGCUGCCGGGCGAAGCCGAAAUCUUGGUGGAGUCGUUCAGGAGUUUCCAGCUGCGGGAUAUCGGAAGCCAUGAGUGGCUACGGCAACAGGAAAUGAUUGAAAAGCUGAACAUGCAAGCCAUACUGAGUGCUUCUGCUGGCCAUGAGCAGAUUCUUAUUGAGCUUCUGGUGAAUAAUGGCAAGAUCCCAACUCUCAUUGAAGAAUUAAUUACUGUGGCCAUUUGGAAGCAAAAGAUCUUCCCUAUACUAUGCAAACUGGAGGAUUUCAAACCGAAAAGCACUUUUCCCUUGUAUUUAGUGCUGCGACAUGAAGCUUCAAUUAUUAAUCUCUUGGAGACUGUAUUUUUUCACAAGGAAAUCUGUGAAUCAGCAGAGGAUACCAUUCUGGAUUUAAUAGAUUAUACCCAUAGGAAACUGACCCUGUUAGCAGCUCAAAGUGCCAAUGGGAAGAUACCAUUUGAACAAAAGCUUCAACCUGAGGAUCUUGCCAAUCUUUCAUCAAUGCAGGAACUCAAGAAGCAAGCUGAAAUGAUGGAGUUUGAGAUCUCACUGAGAGCUCUUUCAGUGUUCCGCUUCAUUACUGAUGUGAUAGAGAGUUUGCCAGUAAGUUCUGUGACAAGAAUGUUGAAUACCCACAAUUUUCCAUGCCUUCUGGUGCAGCUCUUAGAGCAUUGUCCAUGGACCAAUCGUGAAGAAGGAAAAUUGAAGAAAUUUGAGAAUGGUUCAUGGUAUGAAGUUGCCCCUGAAGACCGCAUGAAGAUGACUAAAUUGGAUGGGCAAGUGUGGCUUGCUCUUUAUAACCUACUCCUUAGCCCAGAAUGCCAGCGCAAGUAUGAAUUCAAUAGUUUUAACAAAAGCCAGCUCCUCAAGCUUCGUGCCUUCCUGACCGAUGUUCUUGUUGACCAAUUUCCCAAUCUUUUGGAGAUGCAGAAAUUCCUGAGCCAUCUUGCUGUAACAGACCCUGAUCCACCUAAGAAGGACCUCAUACUGGAGCAAGUUCCUGAAAUCUGGGAUCAAGUUGUCAGAAAAAACUCUGGAAAAUGGCAAGCAAUUGCCAAGCACCAAGUAAACAAUAUGUUUAGUCCUUCAGAAGAGGAGCUGAAAAGCCAGGCUUAUAGAUGGGCAAAGACAUAUAACCUGGAUGUCAUGGAAGCCCUAAUUCCAGAUAAACCCAAGUGUGCAAUGUGUGGCUCUGCGGCCACAAAACGCUGCUCCCGUUGUAGGAAUGAAUGGUAUUGCAAACGAGAGUGUCAAGUGCAGCACUGGCAAAAGCACAAGAAAGCUUGCAAUUUGAUUGCCAGUACAGUGAAGAAAAUACAGGAAGAUGUACAGAUGCAAGCAACAUCCAUUAAGUAAUUCUGAUGGUCAGAAAAAAAUAUCUAACAAAUAUAUAACAUUCAGAAUGACAGAGUAAAAAAAGCCACCAAGUUAAUAAUUAAUGCUUUUUAAAAGCAUUUGAUUUAACAAAUGUCGGCUAACAUGAUUCUCAAAUUUUAGGAGAUAAAUCUUAGUAGAGAACUAUUUCUGGGGUCAUUUAUCUCCCUUAUGAAUAUCACUGUCAUUUAUGUAUCCUAAAUUUUAGAUGAGACUAUGCUGUAUUGCUCAAGCAUUAGUAUCAAGCUCUGAAUUUUAGGAAUUUGAAGAGUUAAGUAGGUUAUAAAUGGAGAGAGUUUUUUGUUUGUCAUUCAAGAUUCUUUAGCUUCUGAGGCUUAUUUUGUAGAUUACCUAACUCUACAUACCUUUCCCAUGGCAUAUAUACUUAACUAGUAUUUCUGCAGUAAUGAAUGACAUCAUAGGUAAUGAAACUGACUCGCAAAACUUCUUCCUUCUUCUUAUAAGCAGAAAUAGCUUACAACCAUUUGAGAACAAAAGCCUAUGUCUUAAUUUUAAAAGAACCUUUUUGGUCUAAUGAUAUUGCUAACUUAAAAGACACAGAUCUCCUAAGCUGUUUGCAUAUCUAUUUCUGCACUGUUGGAGACUGUCAAAAUCAGAUUUUGUUGUAUUAUUUUUUUCAUUAGGACAAGAAUUUUAUGAUACUAAUUCAAUCUUCUGCUGUCAGCUCUGUGAAAUCGCACUGAUACAUAAAUCUGGUCUCAAGAAUUUAGGUACAGUUUUAUGACCAGUAAUUUCACAAUUACAUUACAGUUUCUUAAUUAAGGGCCUAGUAUUUUAGACAUUUAUGUAGCAAAUUCUUUGUUUUUAUGAAACUAACUGGACUUAAGUGCAUUCUGCAUGAUUUAUAAAAGCAGAUAUAUUGUAGCCUACUAAGCAUUUUUAAAGAAGAAUAUAUAUUGCUGGAGUGGAUGACUAGAACUAAAAAAUGGAUAGGAAUAUUUAAUCCCUGCCCUUCUCAAAUCACCAGCCACUUAUGCAGCAUUUCCUUUUGUACAACUUCAAAUUCAUAAGGAUUAGUUAUUUGUAUUGGUGGGUAAUAGUUUAUCCUUAACUGGUUCCAGUUAUAUUAAUAGAGCAAUGAAGUACAAUUAAAGUUCUCUGAACAGGCCUUGGUAUUUGCAAAUUAUAUGCUCUAUCAAAAUGGUUUACAUCCUUGGGUUGUGGAGAGGAGAAAGGUCAAGCAUUAUCAACUGUACCACAGUUUCUGAAUUGUAUAAGUGUUAGAUUAUAUUUUUUCCCAUGUCAGAAGAAGAAGACUUUGAAGGAAGAGAAGGGGAAAGGAUGUGGUAAAUUAAGAAUUUCAGUUUACUGAGCUAUAUGGUUUCAUACAUAUCACAUGAUAUUUUCCAUGCUAGUGAGAAAGCUGCCUCUGUUAUUUAGUACUUAUUUUGGUUUAAAAAAAACACCCACUAAUAAUCUGCUAUAUGUGAGCUUUUAGUGUUACUGAAUAACUAAUAAUCUCCUGGGGAAAAAUCACAGGAGAUGGAAUACAAUUCUAAAUGGAAAAUGUUUAAUUAUCUAUUCUUAAUUUUUCUAAGAUGUUUAACAACAAAUUUUAGUUUAUUUCUGAAAAUCAUAGCUCUCUGGGUUUUUUCUUCUAGCCAAAGUGUGAUUUUGAGAAAAGCAAUUCUUAAUAUGUAGAAUCCUCUUAAAUUUGAAUUUUGGAAUUAUACUUUUACUCUGUGUUCCAUAUAUUUUCAACAUGCUUGCACUCAUCUAUGCCUCCAUAAUAUAGUCCAAAAUUUAAGUGCUUUUGAAAAAAAAAUCUGAAAUCUCACUGAUUUUGAAAAAUGUCAGCAAUUCCCUCAAAACACCAUACUAUUUCUUCCUUAGUCCCUUCUACCCUGAUUAAAGACAAUGACCACAUUCUUUAAAUAAGCAACUUGACAUAUUCCAGGCUGUCUCUAUAUGCUUAGUUUUUUUACAUUAUAAAGCUGAGAUACCAAUUGUUUAAUAAUGAAUCAACUUAAGGUCUUCAAAUGAUAUAAUCUAUGUAACAAUUAUUGUUUUCAGUCAGGAAAUAUCGUUAAGUCAUAUGCAUAAUAACUCAUUUACAAAUAUUUUCCUUCAUUAAUUUCCGUUUUAUUUUUUCCAUAACAUAUUCUGAUUACAUGCCUCAUUCCAAGAAAGCUGGGAACAAAAAAAAAUCAGAUGUAUUGUCUUGUUCAUAGGUUUUUUAAUUAACUGGCAGUAGUAGAUGAGCUGCUGGCCAAGAGAGGAAAAUAUUCCAGCAGUUAAAUUUACGUUGAAAAAUUGUUAGCUGACUUUAGAGUGAACUUUAAAAUGCUGCAACUUUUACAACAGAGCCCUCCUUUUACCUAUUCCUGAAAGACUCCUCCCAUGUAGAAAAUACUGCAGGGGCAGAAGUUUUUCAAAGUUCAACUGCAUUUCAUAGUAAGUGCAAGGUACAUAAUGCAGCGCUGCAUUUACCUCUGACAAAAAUAAGAGAGUUAUGUUUGUUGUUUCAUUGUUAAUAAAAUUUUCUUAUUGCAAUUGUC